AUGCCUUCCCGUAAGCGCAUUGCAAUGGCUUAUACUUAUUGUUCUCCACCUCCACCAACUCUACCGUCUAAUGAUCCAAAACCACCACCUCCGGUGGCGGCGAUUCCCACAACACCUCCGCCAACAUUCCCAACACCAACAUCUCCUCCGCCACAAACUCCGAGUUCACCACCAAACAAUUCCAAGAAUCCUCCUCCUUCACCACCACAAACUCCGCCCUCACCACCAAACAAUUCCAAGAGUCCUCUUUCACCACCACAGACUCCGAGUUCACCAUCACCAAACAAAUCCAAGAUUCCACUUUCACCAACUUAUUCACCACCAAAUGCCUCGCAAUCUCCAGCUUCUUCACCAAGAACACCAUCUUAUAUGGCCCCACAAAAGUCACAAUCAUCACCAAGGUUAGCACCUUCAUCACUACCUUCAGAAGGUGGUAAAGUUCCUUCACUCUCUCCAUCUCCAGCAUUAACACCACUUCCCACACCGACUAUUCCGUCGAGUACUUUUCCUCCUCCACCAUCAAGUAAUAGUAUUAACGUUGCUCCUCCUCCGCCAGGGGGAGGGGGAAAAAACACAACAACAAUCUUAGCCGUAGGCGUAUCAAUUGGCGGUCUCUUCUUCCUAGCCUUUGCUAUUGCUCUCUUUUGUUUAUACAAGAAGAAAAAGAAGCGUGUCAGGGUUCCCGCUACAAAUGCUUGA
Nicotiana attenuata is the source of this 699-nucleotide messenger RNA. Its product is annotated as leucine-rich repeat extensin-like protein 3. The transcript has a single exon. Lineage: Eukaryota; Viridiplantae; Streptophyta; Magnoliopsida; Solanales; Solanaceae. The record is from RefSeq and is a predicted model, not a curated record. Bases 1 to 699 code for a protein of 232 amino acids.